UGCUGGAAAAGGGGCGGGAUCUAAGCCAUCCUAUGCCUCACAGUCAACGCGCCUUGUUGUGCUUUUGUAACCAAAAGAUGGAUAACAUAUUCUGGUUUUUUUUUGGGGGGGGGGGAUAGCAAUUUAGAUGAAUCGAUAUAAUUGAACGCCAUCCAAGCUGGGAGUUUAACCGCAUUGAGGUGGCACAAGGCAGCGCUGCUCCGGGAGUAUUUCCACCGUGGGGAUUGGAGCGGAAGGAAUUCCUGAAACCGGGGAAGAAAGCUGGGAUGGCUCCUGCAAGUUGUGAAAAACAUGUGUUUUACGGUUCCCGAUCAGGCCAUGGAGCUACACACUCGAAGUGUGUGCUCAUUCAACUGAUUUAAACACCAGGACGGAUUCGAUGUUGGCGGGAUUUAUCUAUUGCAGUUAACGCGACUGUGUAGCCAGUUAGCCACGUAGCUAACGUUACGUAGCUUCCAGUGGGAAGAGGCUCAAAAUGGCGGAGGGUUGGCCCGUUCCCUCGGCCCUCGUCUUCGUGCUGCUAAGUUUCAGCGCCCGGGCUCUGGAGUCUUGUCCUGCUCCGUGCUCGUGUUCGCCGUGGCAGGACGAUGUCCGCGUCCUGGACUGCAACAGGAAAAGGCUGUCGACGGCUCCCGCGGAGCCGCCGCACGGGACGACCCAGGUCACCAUGAAUCACAACGAACUGACCGUUAUCCCCUUUCUUGGAGAUGUGACCUCAAAUCUCACGUCCCUGUCAUUAGUCCACAAUCGGAUCUCCGAACUUUUGAUGCAUCAGCUGCAGCCGUACGUUUCCCUGGAGACACUGGACCUGUCAUCCAACUCCAUCUCAGAGCUCAGAGUUGGAUCCUUCCCCUCCAUGCAGCUGAAACAUCUGAAUUUGAGCAAUAACAAGAUCAGCGUCCUGGAGCCCGGCUGCUUUGAAAACAUCUCCAGCUCCCUGCUGGUGCUGAGGCUGAACAGGAACAGAUUAGCUGUGCUGCCCUCGAAAGUCUUCAAACUUCCACAGCUCCAGUUCCUUGAAAUGAAGCGUAACAAGAUCAAGAUUGUGGACAGCCUGACAUUCAAAGGGAUGGACUCACUGAGGUCACUGAAGAUGCAGAGGAAUGGCAUCACCAAGCUCAUGGAUGGAGCCUUUUUUGGUCUUAACAACAUGGAAGAACUAGAGCUGGAGCACAACAACCUCACAGAGGUCAACAAAGGCUGGCUGUACGGACUGCGCAUGCUGCGGGUCCUGUGGGUCAGCCAGAAUGCCCUCGGCAUCCUCCGGCCAGACGCCUGGGAGUUUUGCCAGAAGCUGGAGGAGCUAGACCUGUCCUUCAAUCACCUGACCAGACUUGAGGAGACGGCCUUCGUGGGACUCGGUCUCCUGGACAGGCUGAACCUCGGAGAGAACUCCAUCAGCCAUCUGGGGGAAGGCGUUUUCAGUGGCCUGGCGAGCCUGCGCACCCUAGAUAUCCGCAAUAAUGAGAUCUCCUGGGCCAUCGAAGACUCCAACCGUCUGUUCAAUGGGAUGAAGAAGCUGAACACACUAAUCUUACAGCGGAACAAAAUCAAAUCGAUCACGGAGAAAGCGUUUGAGGGCCUGGACGAGCUGGAGCACCUGGACCUCGGCAACAACAGCAUCAUGUCGAUACACCCCGCGGCGUUGUCCCACAUGAGGCUCAAAGCAUUCGUCCUGAACACCAGCAGCCUGCUGUGCGACUGCCACAUGCAGUGGCUCGGGCCCUGGCUCGCCGCCGGCCGCUUCCAGGCGUCCGUGUCCGCCGCGUGUGCUCAUCCCGCCGGCCUGCUGGGCCGCGACGUCCUGUCCGUCAGCCCGCAGCUCUUUGUCUGUGACGAUUUCCCCAAACCUCGGAUCACCGCUCACCCGGAGACGCACGUGGCGAUGCGCGGGAACAACGUGACCCUGAGCUGCGUGGCGUCCAGCAGCAGCGAUUCGCCGAUGACCACGGCGUGGCGGAAGGACGGCGAGUUGCUGUACGAGGCCGAAGUGCAAAACUACGCCCAGUACCAGGAGGGAGAGCUGACCUACACCACUGUGCUGCACCUACUCAAUGUCAACUUCACCGACGAGGGGCGCUACCAGUGUGUGGUCUCCAAUCACUUUGGCUCCAACUACUCCAGCAGGGCGACGCUCACUGUGAACGAGCUGCCGUCCUUUCUGAAGACUCCCAUGGAUCUGACGAUCCGGAGCGGGGCCAUGGCCCGGCUGGAGUGCGCCGCCGAAGGCCACCCGUCGCCCCAGAUCGCCUGGCAGAAGGACGGCGGCACCGACUUCCCGGCCGCCCGGGAGCGCCGGAUGCACGUGAUGCCGGACGACGACAUCUUCUUCAUCGCCAAGGUGAAGGCGGAGGACAUGGGGGUGUACAGCUGCACGGCUCAGAACGCGGCCGGCAGCCUGUCCGCGAACGCCACUCUCACCGUCCUGGAAACGCCGUUCUUCGUGCGCGAGCCUGAAGACAGGACGGUGGCGCGCGGCGAGACGGCCGUGCUGCAGUGCAUCGCCGGGGGCAGCCCGGCCCCCCGGCUCAACUGGACCAAAGAAGACGGGCCCCUGCUGCUCACCGAGCGCCACUUCUUCGCCGCCGCCAACCAGCUGCUCAUCGUCGUCGACGCCGGCCCCGCCGACGCCGGCAAGUACACGUGCGUCAUGUCCAACACGCUGGGGACCAAGCGCGGCCACGUCUACUUGAGCGUCUCGCCGUCGCCCAGCUGCGACACGGCCGCGGCGUACGAGCAGGACGGCUGGACCACGGUGGGCAUCGUGGUGAUCGUGGUGGUGUGCUGCGUGGUCGGCACCUCGCUGGUCUGGGUCAUCGUCAUCUAUCACAUGCGCAGGAAGAGCGAGGACUACAGCAUCAGCAACACAGAUGAGCUGAACCUGCCGGCGGACAUCCCCAGCUACCUGUCCUCUCAGGGCACCCUGUCCGAGCCUCAGGAAGGCUACAGCAACUCGGAGGCCGGCAGCCACCAGCAGCUCAUGCCCCCCCUUUCUCACGGAUACGUCCACAAGGGCACCGACGGUGUGUGUUACGGAGACACCGCCACCGAGGGGGAAACCGAGGGCGACGGCGUGCUGCACUGCGGCGUCGGCUCUCUGUUCACCGGCCGCAGCAGCUUCCACCCCGGGGAGCCCGGCAAGGGAACAGCUGGACCCCCCCCCACAGGUGGCGAUCCGGGUCCACUGGUCAUCUGCUCCGACUGCUACGACAACGCCAACAUCUACUCCCGCACGCGGGGGGAGUACUGCCCUUACGCCUACCUGGGGGAGGACGACUCGCUGGACGGGAGCCUGCCGGGCCCGGGGGAGCGCUUCGGCGAGCCGGCCCGGCGCGACGGCCGAGCGCUGGAGGGCCUCUUCGGCGGCGUGGACCCCUCCGACUUCCUCGGCCCGCACGCCAAACGGCCGGAGCGCGGCGCCGACGAUUUCCUCUGCCGUCCCUUCUGGGCAGACGGGGACGCUGGACCCCACCGAGGGGCUUCGCAGCACCCGGCGAGGGCCCACAGGACGCCGCCUCUGACCUCCGACGGGGCGGAGCGGCAGAGCGAGGCGGAGGCGGAGACUUUCCCCGGCCGGUGCACGCGGGGCCACAGAAGUGCCUCCGAUAGGACUAACCCUCAGGAGCAUCCUGCCCCAUCGUAGCCAUCGCACUCCACCCACGUUCUGCCUCUGGUUCCCCUCUGCUGCCCCCCCCCCCACCCCCACUACCUCCAAAGAGACUCCUCACAUUCUGCCAAAGAUGCUCUCUUGUAUGUUUACAUUCCCCUUUUCUCUCGAUGGAACUGGAGGAACGGACCAGUGAUUUGAUUGACACCUCCACCCCCUCCACUCGUCUUUGUUCUCUUUCCGGAGAAACGCUAUGAAUGUAUGCUUCAGAGAGGGGGGGGGGGGGGGGCGGCGAGGCGCGGCGGCGGCGGCGGCGGCGUCUUCGCUAGCCCACCCUUCGUUUUUACGUCCUCGUGGUGAAGAGCACUUUGGGGGAGGAAGCGUGACAUGUUGUGUUUUUUUUUUUUUUUUUUUGCACAUGUGACAUUCAUGGUUUUUGCUGGUUAUUAACGGUUGUCCACCUUUUUUCAAACAAGGAUUCUCACUGACUGCUGCCCCCCUCUUAUCAUACCUUUAAAGGCACUUAAUUUAACAGCGGUACAUCCUAUUAUGCAGUGGUCGUGCUACUUUGAGGAUUUAUCUCAAAACCUUCCUGAUCCUUCCACAGAUAUUGAUUAAGCUUAAGUUUUCACUUGGGACUGUGACACGUUAGAAUGUAUUGUCUUAUUUUGUAUGUAUGUGUACAUGAUGCUGGGGGUCUAUCCCAUGUCCUGGUAGUCCACUCACAUGCUGCAGUUACUUUAAGCUUGUUCAUGUUAAGUCCUUAUUGACUCAGCGUCUGUCUCCUGAUGAUGAUGAAGACCUCUUCUUCAGGCCAGGUGAUUUUCCUCCCAACUGAAAGAGAGUAAGCAAACUGUUCUGUUCCCACAUGUAGGCUCUUAAGUUCCUUUUUUGAGGAUUUGAAAAUGUAAAUGCCUCUCCUCUAAAAGGCCUUUUGUCGCAUUUGGUGCAACGAAUUUUCCUUUCAAAGAACCUCUUGAUUAUUGCACUUGAAAGUUGUCUGUUUUGACUCUCAGAAAAGGCACUCGGUUCGAUCUAAUGCCUCCUAAUAGCCGCAAUACAUCCAACCUUCACCAACGCUUAUUUUAUUUUUUUUUAAUGGUUUCAAAGAGGCGUCGACUCCAUUUUUUUUUUUUUUUUUUUUUUAAUGCUCAUUUUGGAGAAUGUAGUUUGUGCACUUGUGAAUUGACGGACGGCUUCGUUGUUCCAGACACCGGAGCAUCAGUUAAAGUCAGAAUGGUGGCCGUGGUGUCGCAUAAUUAACCCCCCCCCACCCGUCUCCGUGUGCUCUGGAUGGAAGCGUUGUCUCAGCGCUACGUGCGCACACGAGUUGCAGAUGAAAGCAGAUUUUUGUUUUCACUGUUUCCUAUUUUUUUUUUUUUUUUUUUGCCAACACAGCACAACAGAAUGUGCGUCAGCAUUGUGUUGAUCCUCCUCCGUACCAAAGUUUAGCAGUAAAUGCUGCUGCUUCCUUUUUUUUUUGGUGUGUUGUUGGACCUUUUGUGUACCUGUACAUUCUGUAAAGCAUGUCUGAAGAGCCUUUUUGUUACGUAGACCAUUACUCUGACAUUAAACAUGGAUUCUGAUACCUCG
Molecule: messenger RNA, 5200 nt
Organism: Pungitius pungitius (ninespine stickleback)
Lineage: Eukaryota; Metazoa; Chordata; Actinopteri; Perciformes; Gasterosteidae
Gene: lrig2
Product: leucine-rich repeats and immunoglobulin-like domains 2
Exons: 18
Coding region: 476-3643 (1055 amino acids)
Molecular function (GO): protein binding
Source: RefSeq, a predicted model, not a curated record